Molecule: messenger RNA, 366 nt
Organism: Aureobasidium vineae
Lineage: Eukaryota; Fungi; Ascomycota; Dothideomycetes; Dothideales; Saccotheciaceae
Source: the annotation of a GenBank genome assembly
AUGUCUCAAUCAACCACCACACCCAUCAAGCAAGCCAAAGCCCCAGCCGCUGCUGGCAGCGAAAAGGAACCCGUCCGCAUGAUCGAAAAACUAGACAUCAAGACCAAAGCCGUAAAUGCAAACAAUGUUGCCAGAGUAGCCAACAGUCAACUAGUCAGUGCAGACGAUAAACUGCACNCCCUGCUUUCGCUCAAGAAUGGGAGACCACUGGACAAGUUCCCAGAGACGCCAAAGGCGUUGGCGAAGUUGAGUGUUACUGUUGUCGACGCCAUGCUCAGUGCUCUCGAGGCUGACCGUGAUGGAAAUGAGAUGAUGAAGAGGGAGAAACUGCGUUUGCAGGUUGGUCUCAAGCCUAACCCUGCUUGA